Talaromyces rugulosus is the source of this 3582-nucleotide messenger RNA. RefSeq lists its product as uncharacterized. Lineage: Eukaryota; Fungi; Ascomycota; Eurotiomycetes; Eurotiales; Trichocomaceae. The transcript is spliced from 11 exons. The record is from RefSeq and is a predicted model, not a curated record. Gene Ontology annotation, molecular function: zinc ion binding; oxidoreductase activity, acting on NAD(P)H; DNA binding. The coding region runs from base 1 to 3582 and encodes 1193 amino acids. Gene Ontology annotation, biological process: DNA-templated transcription.
AUGCCUCCUAGUCAAGAACAGAAAUUAUCAGCAGCAGCUCGUCUUCGGGCUAACCUCGCCGACCAGUCAAAAACAAUAAUUUGUCCCGGCAUUUACGAUGGUAUAACAGCUCGGAUAGCUCUUAAUGAGGGAUUUGAACAUAUCUAUAUGACCGGAGCUGGCACAGCCGCAACCCGCUUGGGUGUACCGGACCUGGGACUGGCAACUAUGAAUGAUAUGGUUGCAAAUGCACGCACGAUUGCAUCUUUGGAUCGCUCAAUUCCCUUAAUCGCUGAUGCCGAUACCGGUUAUGGAGGCCCUUUAAUGGUCGCACGGACAGUUAAAGAGUACAUGACUGCCGGCGUAGCAGCAAUGCAUAUCGAAGAUCAAGUUGUAACGAAGCGAUGCGGCCAUCUCUCUAACAAAGAGUUGGUCGAUGAGGACAUCUACCUCAGUCGGAUUCGAGCCGCUGUGAUGGCACGAGAAGAGUUGUCGGAAUCGUGGCCGGGAAUGGAUAUUGUCAUUAUUGCACGAACAGACUCACUCCAGUCCCUGGGAUACGACGCUGCUGUUAAACGCCUUCAAAAUGCAGUCUCGAUUGGUGCCGAUGUCGCUUUUCUCGAGGGAAUGACAACAAUGGAACAAUGCCGGAGUGUCUGCACCGACUUGGCACCCACCCCGGUGCUAUUGAAUAUGGUAGCUGGUGGAGUGACACCCGAUUUGAGCGCCGAUGAAGCUGCAGGUCUGGGUUUUAAAAUCAUCAUCUUUCCCGCCGUGUGUCUUAGUCCGGUUGUGGACGUAGUUACGCAGGCUCUAAAAACCUUCAAGACAUCACGGAGAAAUGAGAAUGCAGGCAGCAAAAGGAAAGCGCAGAUGCAGCGUGAGAUCGAUAGCCUGCGCCAGCAAGCACAAGUGCAAGCGAAUCGCUCAACAGAAUUGAAUGAAAACAUACAAGCAAUAUAUUUGAGCUCGCCCUCCGAGCAUCCCCAUGAGGAAGCCGUGGUAGAUAGUGACACUAGCCGUCAGCACGAGAACAUUGAAGAUCAAACAACUCGUUUGCAAAAGACAAUAACCAUACCCCGGGCUAUAGAUGGGCUAGAGUUGGAGUCUUAUAAAAUUGAUGAUUGCUUCUCAUUGUUUUUUAAACACUACUUCAAAACUCUUCCUAUAGUUGAUCAACGAAACGAUCCGAAUUGGUUUUAUGACUAUUCACCACUUUUAUUCUGGACAAUACUGGCGAUUGGCUCACGAAAAUAUGAACAGGACCCGACAAUUCUUGAGAGCUUGGGCCCCAAAGUUACCGCUUUGACAAUGCAGUCCAUGCUAAAACCUCACGAGCAUAUGAAAACAAUACAGAGCUUGCUUUUGCUAUGCAUGUGGCCAUUUCCAAUGGAUACAAUGAUCACAGAUGUGUCCCUCUCUAUGACGGGAGUGGCAAUGCAGUUGGCCUUGCAAAAUGGGCUACAUUCUUUUGGACGUCGGCAAGAUUUUACCGUGCAAAUUACGCAAAAUGAGAAACAAGAUCUCUUUCGACCAAGGCUGUGGUCACAUUGCAAGGCAGUCUGUCAAAUCACAAGUAUUGUCAAUGGAUUGCAGCCAUCAGUAAUCACCGAUGCAUUUGACUUACCACCCGACCAGCAGCAAGAAGCCUUAAAUAUUCUUUCACCUGACAUAUUCUGGGCCCACAAACUACAGGGUGCUUUUACAAGAGCAAUAACGGCCUUAAUGGCGCAUAUUUACCCUGUCACAAGCAAACCACUCUGUCCUUUAAUAGAUAAUUGGGACAACCAGAUCUUGGAAGUAGUUCAACAGGGAGGUGGAUACCUUGCACACGACCAAGUCUCGGUUCUCUUCAUGCGCCUACAUAUUGGGACAUUUUAUUUCUACGACAACGACGAACCUGCGCGGCACAGUCGGCUCAUAGCACUGUAUAAUACUGCGUGUUCAUUUAUCGACGCCGUGGCAUCUGCGGAUAAAAACCACGAUUACGCUCUAUACACCCCAGAGUUUAUCUACCGGUCAUUGAACCUGGCCGCUUGCGCAAUUUUACGCAUAUCGCGAAGCAACCUUCGUGAAUAUGUCGAUGUAGUCAUUGGUGAACGCGCCUAUUUUUCUUGUAUUAAUGUCCUGAAACGUCGCAUGAUUCGAAACAAUGACCUCAAUGGUCGUACUACCGGCGUUCUUACUCAGUUAUGGAGAAGCCCGCAAGCAUUCAAACAGAAGGACGGAUCGUACAAUAGCUUGGUGGUUCGUAUACGAAGCCGUGGGUCUAUGGGCAUAUUUUUUGACUGUUUCUGGUAUUGGCAACGAGAGUUCAACAACCAAAUAGACCCAUAUUAUGACCAGAGCAAUACCUCACAGCCUUCUGCAACUACUAAUUCCCAGGAAGGUGAAACUGUAGUUGCUCCACCUACCAGUGACCCGGGGGUCACGCCGCACAUUGAUCCUACCACAGUCACCGGCGAUGAGCAGCUAUUCCCCUUCCUAAACACUGAGUUUUUUCCGGACUGGGAUUCUAUGGACGGAUUUCAGAUCCCGUCUUUUGAAACAAUGCUGGAGCUAAUAAUUCAUCCUGGUCCCAAGACCGAAUUGAUCGAGUCGUCUAUUCCCGUUCCUAACGACGACCAGAUUGUUAUCAGAGUGAUAGUCUCCGGGAGCAACCCAAAAGAUUGGAAAAGGCCAGAAUGGCUAGACGUGCAUAUUAAUCAAGGAGAUGAUAUCGCGGGGACCGUUUAUCUAGUUGGGAAAAAUGUAACAGAGUUCAAGCCUGGCGAUCGAGUUGCUGCAUUCCACGAGAUCAUGGGGCCUGGAGGCAGUUAUGCGGAAUAUGCAUUAGCAUGGGCAUCGACAACGUUUCAUAUUCCCCAUAAAACGUCAUUUGAAGAGGCAGCAACUAUUCCCCUUGCAGCAAUGACAGCUGCAUUAGGUGUCUUCUCGCGCCUGGAACUUUGCGAUCCAUGGACCCCCCGCCACCCGGACAAUCCGGUUUUGAUAUAUGGUGGUGCGACGGCUGUUGGAUCUUUUGCAUUGAAAUUCGCCAUCAAAGCAAACGUACAUCCUCUAAUAGUUGUCGCCGGGGGUGGCGCAAAAUACGCCGAAUCACUGAUUGACCGCUCCAAAGGCGAUACAAUCGUUGAUUACCGUAAGGGUGCCGAUUCCUUGGUUGAGGAAAUCCAAAGUAUUCUCGGCAAGUACAAAGUAAACAAAUUAACUCAUGCUUUUGACACAGUAUGUGCACAUGGAAGCUUCAAAAACAUCCUCCGUGUUCUUGACCCAACCCAGGGUAAGGUGGCUUGUGUUCUACCUUUAACUGAGGAUCAACUGCCAUCAUCUCCAGUCAAUGCUGAGAUUUUGCAAACAAAUGUCCGAUGUGUACACGGGCAGCCAGGAGGUCUCCCUGGAGACCCAGAUUUUGGGUUCGUUUAUUUCCGAUACUUUGCUAAGGGCUUAAUGGAAGGUUGGUUUUCUGGUCAUCCUUACCAAGUUCGAGAAGGUGGUCUGGACGGAGUUGAGGGUGCACUGAGAGAUUUGAAAGAGGGCAAAGCUAGUGCUGUUAAAUACGUCUUUCGGAUUGAAGAUACACCGGCGUUGAAACGAACCUGA